AUGUCACGACUGCAUCAACUGAAGGUACAAGGUAUCCGCUCCUUUGACAACAAUGGCGCCGGGCAGUACAUCAGAUUUGAGACUCCAUUGACUCUCAUCGUCGGUCAGAAUGGCUCCGGCAAAACGACCAUCAUCGAAUGCCUCAAAUAUGCCUUUACUGGAAUGCAACCUCCAAAUACCAAAGGCGGCGCCUUUGUGCAUGACCCUAAGCUGAACAGCGAAACUGCGGUCAAGGCGGCGGUAGCAGCCUCCUUCAAGUCGGCCGAUGGCUCUGUUAUAACUGUCACUCGACGAUUGGAGCUGAAAGUGGGAAAAUCCAGGCGUGAAUUUCAAACCUUGGAAGCGACGCUCUCUGUGAGUAGGCGGGGUGAAAAGACUUCCAUGUCUUCCCGGGUGGCCAACCUGGACGUCAUCCUUCCGCAGUACCUCGGUGUGUCCACUGCGGUUAUUGACAACGUCAUCUUCUGCCAUCAAGACGAAAGCUUCUGGCCCCUCAGUGAGCCAGGCACUCUGAAGAAGAAGUUCGAUGAGAUCUUCGAGGCACAGAAAUACACAAAGGCUAUUGCCAAUAUAAAAGAUAUCCAGAAGAAGCAAAAGAUUGAACUGGACAAGUACAAGCUCCUGGAGGCCCGGGCCAAGAGCGACAAAGACAGAGCAAUCGAAACCAAAAAGCAAAAGGACAAGCUCGCAGGAGACAUUGAUGGCCUGCGAAAAGAGAGUGAGGAUUUGGAGAGACGCAUUUCGCAUGCUCGAAAGAUGGCGGACGAGACAUGGAGGAAGGGGGAGGACUACGCAAAGAUUCUCGGGGCGCUUGAAGGGAAACGCAUCGAGGCUCGAGGCAAACAGUCUACCAUUAACGACCUUGAGAGGCAUCUGGAAGAGGUCGGUGAGACUGAUGAGUGGCUAGAAACCACUCUAGAACAGUUCGAUGCUCGACAGGAAGAACUACAGGACGAGGUGCGUAAGAAGAAGGGGGAUUACCUUGAGCGAGAAGAUCAGUUGAAAGCCCUCAGCAAACAACGGGAGGGGAAAGUGAGACUAAAGGGCAAAUAUGAAGAAGAACAGGACGCACACGAGAGACAACUCGCACGACGGAAAGAAAUGGUCAGAGAAGUCGCUGCGAAACAUCAAAUCCGUGAGUACGAGUAUCUUGACGAUGAAAGUCAAGUGGACGAUUUCUUGCUCAAGAUCAGAAAGAUCUCGAGGCAGCAGAAGGAUACCCUUGAUCGCGAGAAACAUAAACAUACCGCACAGCGACGAGAGGCUCAAUCGCACGUGAAUAAGUUGAUUGAGCGCAAGUCUGCACUCCGGGACCAGAGAGCUAGCGCAAGGAAGCAGAUGGACUCGAACGACCAAGAAGCUGGAGAGUUCCAGCGCAAAGUCGACCAGAUUGCUUUCGACGAGGGGAGCAAAGCUGUGGCCGAGUCAAGGUUCGAGGACCUCGCUAAGGAGCUCCAGAGGGCUCGUGAGGCUGCAGAAGCGGCUGCCUGGGACGACAAGCUUCAGAAGGCACACGCAGAGCUCCGACAAUCUGAGGAAGUCAGCUCGAGGUUGAGCGCCGAGUUGGUCCAGUCGACAAAGAAGGCAGCGGAAUUGGCAAGAUUGUCACAUCUCAAGCAAGAGUUGAAAGAGCGACAGAAGCGCCUGGAAACUCUGAUGGCUGCUCACCGGGAUAACAUUUCCACCCUUCUUGGUAGUGAUCAACAAUGGGAUGCUCACACAGUCGAAGAGGUCCAUCGGGAGGUUCUGAGAGGUGCGGCAAAUGAGGCUCAAGUUGCGGAGCGCAAGAGAGACGGGAUAAGCCGGGAUCUGGAACAGCUGCAGUUCAAGCAGAAUACUGUCCGUAAAGAUCUCUCCCGCAAGAAGGCUGAAGCGAGCAAGUGUGAUAGCCAAAUCCGCGCUGUGGUCGAACAAGGUCCCGAAGCAUACGACGAGGCACUCGAACAGGCCCAGAAAAGUGUGGAUGAAGCCAGAAUCGACAGUUCUGGAUACAGUGGACUUCACGACUAUUUCCAGAGUGUCUUGGUGGCAGCAGGUCAUGAGCACAAGCCAGCUUGCAGGACGUGCAUGCGGGCUUUUGCGCCUAACAGCGAAGCCUUGGCCAAAUUUCAACAACGCAUCCGAAACUACAUCUCGGAUACGGAACAGAAGGCCAUGCAGUUCGAUCCCUCUGCAGCCGAAGCCGAGUACAAGCGGGUGCUUGAUCUGGCGGUAGUCCGUGACACCUGGAGGAAGCUUGUUGAAUCUGAAAUCCCGGCAGCCGAGAAAGAACUGCAGGACCUCGAUUCAGAGCGACAGUCUUUGCUCUCGAAGCUGGAGUAUCAUGACAAGGCAGUCCUACAGAGCCAGCGAGUCAAGCGAGAUCUUGAGUCAAUAAGCCAGACGGUCGCUUCCAUCGGUCAAUGCAAUGGGGAACUCGGCAAUCUAGAUCGCCAGGUCGAGGAGCUUACUGCCAAAAAGAGCCAGCCAAUGGCCGGGCGAACCUUGGAAGAGAUCCAAGAAGAACUCAAUACCACUGCUCAAAAUAUUCGAGGCACGCAAAACGUCAUCGAUUGGUUGAGAAACGAGCAAGAACAAUCUCGAACAAACAUCUCCAGCAUGGAGCUCGAAUUACGCGAUCUCAAGAGCAAGCUGGACAACAUUGGGUUCCAACUCGAGAAGAAGGCUUCUCUGGCUGCCCGGGUGAAAGAAUUCCGUGCUAUGAACGAAAAGCAGAAAGAUAUCAUGGAAGCUCUCACCAAGGAGAUAGAGGAAUUAGACCCUCAGAUCUCGACGGCUCAGGCCAAGUACGACGACAUUGACCGGCGUGCCGCCACCCAGGAACGAGAAUUAUCAGAAGAGCUGUCCCGACUAAGCGACAGCAUCAACAACCUUGACAUUCUCAACGACCAGAUCCAAUCCUACCUUGAUCGUGACUGUCCGAAUCAGCUGGCACGGGUCGAUCGAGAACUGAAGGAUCUGGAGGGUGAGUUUGAUAGUCUUCAGACCGAGCAGAAACGACUCACAAGCGAGAUCAACAAGAUUAACGACCGAAUCAAGGACGGAGAGACUACCCGCAGACGCUACUCUGACAAUCUUCGGCAUCGGCAAGAGACGCGAGCUCUUGCUCGUCUUCAGGCGGAGAUUGAAGAGCUCGAGAGUCACAACGCCGAGGUCGAUCGUGAUCGAUUCCAACAGGAGUCGCAGAAAUAUAGCAUGGAGUACAACAAACUCACUGCGCAGCAGGCAGGGGUGAUGGGCUCGAUGAAGACAAUGGACGUCCAGCUCAAGGGAAUCUUAGUCGAGUAUAAUCAAAACCAGAGAGACGCACCGCAGCGGUACAAAGAAGCACACAUCAAGGUCGAGACAACCAAGGCGGCCGUGGAGGACCUGGGACGGUAUGGAGGAGCCUUGGACAAGGCGAUCAUGAAAUACCAUGGCCUCAAGAUGGACGAGAUCAAUGCCAUCAUCGAGGAGCUCUGGCGCAAGACGUAUCGGGGGACGGAUGUCGACACGAUCAUGAUCAAAGCGGAGAACGAGCAGGCGCGAAGCAAUCGGUCUUACAACUACCGUGUCGUCAUGGUCAAGCGGGGGGCGGAAAUGGACAUGCGAGGUCGCUGCAGCGCCGGCCAGAAGGUCCUGGCCAGCAUCAUUAUUCGAUUGGCAUUGGCGGAGUGUUUCAGCUCCAGUUGUGGAUUGAUUGCGCUGGACGAGCCGACCACCAACCUUGAUCGCGAGAACAUCGAAAGUUUGGCGCAGUCGCUGAAGGAGAUCAUUGAAUACCGACAACAACAGAAGAACUUCCAGCUGAUUGUGAUCACCCAUGACGAAGACUUCUUGCGGCAGAUGGAAUGUUCCAAAUUCACAGGCAAUUAUUAUCGGGUGUCGAGAGAUGCGGCGCAGAACUCGGUCAUUGAGCGACAGAGCAUCGCAGAAGUCUUGUAA
This is a messenger RNA of Cladophialophora yegresii CBS 114405, 3924 nucleotides long. RefSeq lists its product as uncharacterized. Bases 1 to 3924 code for a protein of 1307 amino acids. Lineage: Eukaryota; Fungi; Ascomycota; Eurotiomycetes; Chaetothyriales; Herpotrichiellaceae. The transcript has a single exon. The record is from RefSeq and is a predicted model, not a curated record. Gene Ontology annotation, biological process: telomere maintenance via telomerase; chromosome organization involved in meiotic cell cycle; double-strand break repair. Gene Ontology annotation, cellular component: condensed nuclear chromosome; nucleus; Mre11 complex. Gene Ontology annotation, molecular function: single-stranded telomeric DNA binding; ATP hydrolysis activity; double-stranded telomeric DNA binding.